Molecule: messenger RNA, 939 nt
Organism: Bipolaris zeicola 26-R-13
Lineage: Eukaryota; Fungi; Ascomycota; Dothideomycetes; Pleosporales; Pleosporaceae
Exons: 4
Coding region: 1-939 (312 amino acids)
Biological process (GO): regulation of DNA-templated transcription
Cellular component (GO): CCAAT-binding factor complex; nucleus
Molecular function (GO): DNA binding; protein heterodimerization activity; DNA-binding transcription activator activity, RNA polymerase II-specific
Source: RefSeq, a predicted model, not a curated record
AUGGAUCAAGUCAACCUCCAGGGCCACGGCCAGCAGAAGAUGCGCCCAGCCACUGCUGCGCCCCGCAAGUACGACGGCCAGCAAGGCAAUCCGCUCUACGACCCUGCCAAUGGCGGUCACUAUGGCGCAUCCGCAGCUAUUGCCGCGCAAAACCAAGCUCCAGAUCCACAGCUCUUCACCGGUUCCUGGCAGAAUGUGAACCAAGGCCUCACGGGAAACUACCGCGACAUUCUCAACACGUACUGGCAGCAACAAGUAACGAAGCUCGAGACGGACGAACAUGACUACAAGCUGCACCAGCUCCCGCUUGCUCGCAUUAAGAAGGUUAUGAAAGCGGAUCCCGAGGUCAAGAUGAUCUCUGCCGAAGCGCCCAUCCUAUUCGCCAAGGGAUGCGACAUCUUCAUCACGGAGCUCACAAUGCGUGCGUGGAUCCACGCCGAAGAGAACAAGCGUCGCACUCUGCAGCGCUCCGACAUUGCCUCCGCAUUAUCCAAGUCGGACAUGUUUGACUUUCUUAUCGAUAUCGUCCCUCGUGAAGAGGCGCAUCCACACAAGAGAAGCGCGGGCCAAAACGCGGCCGUGCAAUCGUCGGCUGCAGUGGUUCCCCCCGGCGGCAUGCCUCAGCCUGUGCACGCCCAGCACCCAAUGGCUCCUCCCGACUACGGCAUGAACCAGCACCUUGCCCAGCAAGAGGACUACCGACAGUCAUCCAUGUACCCAGGACCUGUGCAGGGCGACCCGAGCGUGUAUGCGCAGCAGGGCAUGUUUGAUCCCAAUGCGUAUGGCCCAUACGGCGCCAUGGGGCAGCAGCCUCAGAUGUACGCGGUUGGUCAGCGCGGGCCAGAUCCCAAUGCCGGCGACCCACAGGGCUUUGGCCGGUAUGGCGAGGCUGACGCUGAUGAUGAUGCUCAGGGCGAGCGCGUGGACGCAGACAACUAG